AUGAGACACUCUUCUGCGAGGAAGCUGCGCGCGCCACGGUAAAAAUGAGGAGGAUUUUGUUCUGGGUAGACUUGCAGUGAGACAUCUUUCACUCUCACUCUCUCUCUUUCAGUGUUCAAGCUAGUAAGUUUGAAAGUUGCUUAAUGUGUCUUAACACGCAUUAAAAUGUAUCGUGGGUUUAUUUCGACGAUGUAUAUAAUGUGGCAGGCAGCACCUUGCUGCUGUUGACUGCAGCUCUCCCUCCUCCUCUAACCCCUCUCUUCCCCUAACCAGGUCAGCUGAAUAAAACGCAGCAGCUCACCUGCAGUCGGCCUUCUGCUCUGCUCGGAGUGCUGGUGAGUAGGGUGGCUGGUAACUUUUAAUCUUUAGAGUUUUAUGAUUGCUUUUAACAGCAUGUCCUUUUUGUUUAUAGGUGGUAGACCUGCUGCUGUUUUGUUGCCCCCAUUAACUGUCGUUAUUUUUGCCUGUUUACUUUGGUUGUUUCUGCCCUUUUGAUUGGUUUCCCCCCUUACUUGGUUUGUUUCUACCUCUAAGUUUGGUUGUUUUACCCAGUUACUCCCCCAUUAGUUUGCAUUCUGUUCUUAGUUACCCUUAGUUGCUUUUCUCCUUAGUGAUUCUAGUUUUACCAACUGGGUUCGCUGUUGCUGGUUUGUUUGUUUCUUUGGUUAAUCCUUUUAUUUUAUUUCAGAAGUUGAGCCCACUAGUUUGGGAGGCUAGGCACCCCGGGUGAGGGCCCUCCACCUUUGCAUGAGUUUGACACGGGGUCACAAGACUACACCAAUUUGUUUCUUUUUUUGAAGGUUAUUUUAAGUUAACUUAGUUUGGGUUUCUUUGAUUUAGUUUAAGUUGGGUUUAUUGUACAUUUUAACUGUUUUUAACUUUUGUAGAAGGCCUUGUUUUAAAUUAUUAUAGAAAUAAAAUUAACUUUCUUGACCCUUAUCUGUGUUUUGUUAUGUUGUUUUAACUUUAUCCCUUUCUUUCCCUCCUAGGUUAAAUUUCUCAGUUAUAUUUAAGUUUAACUUCAUUUUUGAUCUAAAACAUUUUGAAAUAUUUUGAACUCUGUCUCUGCCUCUUUCAGAAUUUACCUGUGUUGCCUUAUUCUUAUUUUAGCUUCCUGUUAUGAUUUUAGUCUGAAAGUACAGUUUCCUGGGGUGCAAGUCCCCAGGUGGUGUUGCUGGUUGGAGACAAUAUCAUCUAAUUGUGAACAAAAUGGCACCCUUUGCCACAAUAACUUUUACAGUUGGGUUUGGUCGAUAAAAGUGACGCUAAAAAGGGAGGGAGGGACCACCCCGCUGUUUCUGUUCGACAUAUUGCCCUAUUGCCCCGUUUCAGGCCUGUUUGAACUGUUCAUGUUGUUUUAUAUUAUUUUUCAUACAAAAAAUAAUAAUAAAAAGGGAUGGCCUGUGUGCUGAGGACAUACCACGCCGCUGUUUCAGUAUAUGUGUAUGACAUAUUUGCCCUCUUGUUGUGUUUCAGGAAGUGCAACUUGACUUCAGGGAUGCCGUGUUGGUCGACCUGUGGAUCCUCAUAGCUGAUGAAAGUAAAAAAAGAGAACAAUCCAAUCCAGCACCACCAUUCAAAGAUCAAAAUGCAGUCAUCAAUCCCUCUUUAUGAACUAGCCCUAAUGUCAGCUUCAGAUAGAAGACUCUCCAGGACAGGUGAUUUCUGCACAGUGGGACUUCAUGUUCGAGAGCGGACAAUGCUUUUCAUUAGCCCAGACUGCAGGAGAGAGGUUGGACUAGCCCGAGCUCUUGUGAUUGCAGUCGAAGCUCUCCUUCACCUGCCUGUAGAGUCAGAGGUCAGUGGUGCAUUGUUAAACGCUAUCCUGACGAUAGGCAUUCACAGCCCUGAUAACUUCCUAGCUGAAGUAAGUAAAAAAAAUGGAGUGCCCCUCCACAUCACACCCCAUGGUGAUCCAGCGAGGACUCCUUGUAGUUAAAGACAACAAUGAUCCCUUAGCUGCAACCCUUGGUAGAGCCAUGGCACAGGCCGCUACAGCCUUCAACCAAAGGAGAUUGGAAAGUGUGCGUAAUCCUGGUGCACUAAAUUGUGCCAACCUUACUCCAGACAUUAUUCUGGCCUCAGUUUGUGCUUUUACGUUUGCACUGGCGAUCAAAGCAGUGUCCUGCUACAACUCGGCCAUCGACAAUGCUCUGACUCGAAUCGGGGUUAUGGUUGACGGUGGGUCUGCACACCUUGAUCAGUCUUACCUCUUGAGCAGGCGGAUGAUGACAACGUUGGCCCAACUUAUCCGUGGUCAGAUGACGGUCAGAUGGGUGGUGGUUGGCUUGUCACUGCAAGUAGAACUUCAACACACCAAACCCUGGAUAAAAGUGGUCAAGUACUUGUCAGAGUACGUGCAGGACACAGGCAUAGCAGUGUUCGUCCUGAUUAGGGAUCUGCUACUCCAAAAAGUGCCAGAGCUAACAUUUUACAUUUUCAAUUGUGAAUUAACUCGCUUUAAAGAAGCCUGCGUAGCAUAUGUUGAGCUGAAGGAAUACGGCCCGUAUGUGAGAUUCCUCGAGCGUCCUGAAGCCAUAUUGUUCCAGGCGGGCAGAUUUCCAAACCUGGUUCAGUUCAUGCGUGGAUUCGCAUCAGAGUUCAAUCCAAGAGCUGUUGAUCUUCUCACAGGAGGUGGUGUUCAAGUACCAGCAAUCUAUAAUUUGGGGGUUCGUGCCGGCAGAAGAGCAGCAGCAAACCGUUAA
Xyrichtys novacula (pearly razorfish) is the source of this 2705-nucleotide messenger RNA. Lineage: Eukaryota; Metazoa; Chordata; Actinopteri; Labriformes; Labridae. The record is from the annotation of a GenBank genome assembly.